UUGUGACGUCGCCGCCCGCCCCGCAUUCUGGAGCCCAGCAGCAGCAGGAGCAUCAACAGGACACGAGCUGCGGUGCUUGAGCCUCAUCUCGCAAGGAGGAGAUCCCCUAAUCCGGAGUAACAGAAGACAACUCCCCCCUCCCACCUCUACACUUACGCACACAGCCAUGGCAGACAACGCCGGCUUGGAAAACCACCGCAUCAAGAGUUUUAAGAACAAGGGGCGCGAUGUCGAGACUAUGCGAAGGCAUCGGAAUGAGGUGACAGUGGAGUUGAGAAAGAACAAACGAGACGAACACCUACUGAAGAAGAGAAACGUCCCACAAGAGGAGAGUCUGGAGGACUCUGACGUGGACUCCGAUUUCAAAGGGCAAAAUGUGACGCUUGAUGCCAUCUUACAGAAUGCCACCAGUGACAAUGCAGUCAUCCAGCUCAGCGCUGUCCAGGCGGCUAGGAAAUUGCUCUCCAGCGACAGAAACCCCCCCAUUGAUGACUUGAUAAAGUCUGGCAUCCUGCCUAUUUUAGUCAAUUGCCUGGAAAGAGAUGACAACCCCUCUCUUCAGUUCGAGGCAGCUUGGGCCCUGACCAACAUUGCCUCCGGGACGUCAGCGCAGACUCAAGCUGUGGUUAAAUCCAAUGCAGUGCCGUUGUUCUUGCGACUGCUCCGCUCUCAUCAUCAGAACGUAUGUGAACAAGCUGUUUGGGCUCUGGGAAACAUUAUAGGUGAUGGGCCACAGUGCCGGGACUAUGUCAUCUCCCUGGGUGUGGUCAAGCCACUGCUGUCUUUCAUUGACCCCUCCAUCCCCAUCACCUUUCUGCGCAAUGUCACGUGGGUCAUCGUCAACCUCUGCCGCAAUAAGGACCCGCCCCCUCCCAUGGAGACGGUGCAAGAGAUUUUGCCUGCCCUCUGUGUGCUAAUCCAUCACACAGAUAUAAAUAUCCUCGUUGACACAGUUUGGGCGUUAUCCUACCUAACGGACGGUGGAAAUGAGCAGAUCCAGAUGGUCAUUGACUCUGGUGUGGUUCCACUUCUUGUGCCUCUCCUCAGCCACCAGGAGGUGAAAGUGCAGACGGCGGCUCUGCGGGCAGUGGGAAACAUCGUAACUGGCACUGACGAGCAGACGCAAGUUGUUCUCAACUGCGAGGUCCUGAGAUAUUUCCCCAACUUGCUCACACACCCGAAAGAAAAAAUCAAUAAGGAAGCUGUGUGGUUCCUGUCCAACAUUACAGCUGGGAACCAGCAGCAGGUGCAAGCCGUGAUUGAUGCCGGACUCAUCCCCAUGAUCAUUCACCAACUGGCCAAGGGGGACUUUGGCACUCAGAAGGAGGCAGCGUGGGCCAUCAGCAACCUCACCAUCAGUGGAAGGAAAGACCAGGUGGAGUACCUGGUGGAGCAGAACGUCAUCCCUCCAUUCUGUAACCUGAUGCUGGUGAAAGACCCGCAGGUCGUGCAGGUUGUCCUGGACGGCCUCAAGAACAUUCUCAUCAUGGCAGGCGACGAAGCCAGCAGCAUCGCCGAGAUCAUCGAGGAGUGCGGGGGUUUGGAGAAGAUUGAAAACUUGCAGCAACAUGAAAACGAGGACAUCUACAAACUUGCCUUUGAGAUUAUUGAUCAGUACUUUUCAGGAGAUGACAUCGAUGAAGAUUCCAGUUUGAUCCCGGAGAGCACUCAAGGAGGAACCUUCAACUUUGACCCCGCUUCCAACAUGCAAACAAAGGAGUUUAAUUUCUAAGGAAAAACAAAAAAAAGCAAAAAAGCAAAAGCCAGGAUGUUUGCUUCAACCAGCUGCACGGGUACUCUUUAAUCUCCACUCCCCUUCUCCCCACAAUGACAUUCAUCCAUUUCUCCUCUAAUCUGGCAACCUGCUAUGGAAAGAUUGACUUCAACAUGGAUACAUACGCACAAUCACCACUGAGAGAUGUACAGGGGCCCCCACCACUACAUCUUAACUGUUGGGAUUGUCUUUUUUUUUUUUUUUUAAUAAUUACCCCUCACCACCAUCUGGCACCCUGCAUCACAAAGAUUUUUGCUUUGACAUAUCACAACGCAGAAAAACACGAAGGAUGAUACGGCGUUUGCCAAAAUGUACACAAGCACAUUUUAGUUGGUAGUCUCUCUGUCUCUCUCACUCUCUCGCUCACUCUCUCGCUCACGACCACAUGUUUGGACUAUUAGUGUGCAUACUUCUGUUUGGAAGCCAUCAUAUCACAAAUGGGGGAGAAAUACUGCAAUUUUGUUUUACGCAUGUUUCUUCACAAACGCACACGUGGCAAAAUAAACACCAAUUUUUAGGGUCACAAAGGUUCCUGCAAGCUUCCCCUCCCCAAGUUAUCCUCUGUCACCCAUUGCAGAGCUACGGCAUGAUUAAUCCCCCCCACCCACCCUGCCCCAAUCUUCACUCCCCACUCCACUGAGGGUGAAAGGGCUCUAAUGGUGGCAGAUAGACUUGACAGGACUUGAUGAUGUCACUUUUUUUUUUAAACGUGACCUUAAUUGAAUUAUUCAAUCGUGUGUCUUCCCCCCCAAAGUGAAGUAACUGCCAUCAUUUUUAUUUCUUCCUGUUAAAAACUGAACUACCUGCUGAAAAGGACUUUGCAGAGUAAGGGAAGGAGGUCAUUGGGAAUUGCAGAGACUCAGUGUCCACGGUAGCGUCUCCCCCUGGACUGGACCGCACUGAACGUCCUAUUUGCUCAUGAUUCCCCUGUAAUGUGAAUUUUAUUAAGUUAGGGGCCGCAGGGGAGGUGGCGGAAACACCAAAAUUUGCUAAAACUGACCUGAAUUUAAUUGUGUGUGUGAGAAAUCAAGUGGCCAAGUGCCCAAACAAAAACAAUAUGUCGCAAUAGUAUGGGUGGGGGUAAAUGUCUUUGCUACCAAAAAAAAACAAGAAAAUCCCGAAGAAGUCGCAAUAUUAAAAUAUCUCCAAUGUUCUUUCCCCACGAAGCAAUCGGGCUUUUUCAAAGAAAAGUGACAUUUAUCCACAUCGAAUCUGCUUUGUUCCCGUCACAUUUUCAUCAUAAAGUCACCACGACUGUUCAGAAAAUGUCAGCUUAUUACUCGUUAUAUUUUGACAUUAUUCUUGCGUCAUUUCUGAAGACUCACAACCGAGUGCUAUUUUGUUUCUCUUUCAGUGCGGCCUCGUUCGUUAACAGGCUUCAUUGCUCACAGACAAAAAUUUAAAUGAGACUUCGGGGAGCGGGAAGGGGCACCUUCACAGUACUUCUUCACCACUUGGCCCGCUCGCUCACUUGAUUUAAACACUUGUUAAAAAAAAAAAAAGAAUUGUGAUGAGUAUCUCUCCUUGCCGUCUAUUGAAUAUAUCUAAGUAUAUUGACAUGAAGCCUGUAAAAAGCUGCCGCCGGUAAAACGUUGUAUGGACGACAACAAUGAGGACCUCGCUGUCGAAAAUGGCUGCCGGGGCAUUUUUUUUUUCUUUCUUUUUUCUCUUGUUGAAGCAAUAUUUCUUUUGUUAUAUUUGACUUGCAUAUGUAAUUGUCAUGACAUGCUGGUUAGUAAUAAUUGAAACCGUUUUCCCUUUCUUCGUAGUGGUGUCGGGGUGAUAUGCUCUCUCCCCCGAGAUUUUAAAUGCUCCUCUGGUCGGCUGCUAACUACUGAGAAGGCGAGCUCGCAACUGAUGGGCGAUUUGAAUAGGGGCGGGGGGCGUGCUAGUUGUUUAUAACAGAACAAAAAUUCUAGAGCGAGGGUGUACAGUAAUGCACUAGCAGACUAGACCGAGCCACUUUAAAGAUUAACAAUUAUGUUGGUCUUGUACCCGCCAUUGGAUACAAGCUUGUUUGUUGCAAGAUUUUUACUUGCUCUUGAAAGAAAAAAACAGUUGUUUUAAAUGAAUACUUAGAAGAAAAGCAACAGACAGCGUUUUGGCCUCUGAUUGUUUAUAUCUUUUUAUAAAUUUUAGAUUGAACUCUUCUCUCUUUAAGGUGGCUCAUUGAUGCUUUCAACUCUUGUGCAUAUUAAAGACAAAUAUGAGUUGGAAAAAAAGUCACGGUGCCUUUUUAUUUUUUUGUUGGUUUAAAUUUCAUGGAGUCAGGGGGUUCUUAAGUGUGGGAAAGUUCAAACAUAAGAUGGCUGCUCUCCAAUCAUCGCUCAUUGUAAAUCCUUAAAACUGAAAGUGGUUGAACUAAAUUCGCGUUGCAAGUUUUAAAAUAUCCAUUUUCUUUACUUUUUCCUAAGUUGCAGCACCCCACACUUUUGAAAAUAUUUGUCCUGGAGUAUUAACACCAAGAUGUUAUACCUGUAAAUGUGACCUCACACACGCCCGUUUCCAUGGUGACGCAAACAUAAUUUUGAUUCGUUUGCCAACCCAUCGCCACAAGCCAUCAUCGCCACGUAACCUCAUUCAGGGGGAUUUUUCAUAGCAUCUCUUCUCAUAGCACCCUCAGGACAUGACCUAUGUUUCUGAUCCGAAGCGAAAUAAAAAACUGCUGUCCAAGCCGA
Hippocampus zosterae (dwarf seahorse) is the source of this 4452-nucleotide messenger RNA. RefSeq names its product importin subunit alpha-4. The coding region runs from base 167 to 1732 and encodes 521 amino acids. The record is from RefSeq and is a predicted model, not a curated record. NCBI's taxonomy places the organism in Eukaryota, Metazoa, Chordata, Actinopteri, Syngnathiformes, Syngnathidae. Gene Ontology annotation, molecular function: protein binding; nuclear import signal receptor activity. Gene Ontology annotation, biological process: NLS-bearing protein import into nucleus. The transcript is spliced from 17 exons. Gene Ontology annotation, cellular component: nucleoplasm; nucleus; cytoplasm.